CACGCGCUCUGCGCCCACCAUGAGGGUCGCGGCUCUGAUCAGUGGUGGAAAGGACAGCUGUUACAAUAUGAUGCAAUGCAUUGCUGCUGGGCAUGAAAUUGUUGCUUUAGCAAAUCUAAGACCAGCUGAAAAUGAAGUGGGGUCUGAUGAACUGGACAGCUACAUGUAUCAGACAGUGGGUCAUCAUGCCAUUGACUUGUAUGCAGAAGCAAUGGCUCUUCCCCUCUAUCGCCGUACCAUAAGAGGAAGGAGCUUGGAUAUUGGACAAGUAUACACCAUAUGUGAAGGUGAUGAGGUUGAAGAUCUCUAUGAGCUUUUGAAACUUGUUAAGGAAAAAGAAGAAGUAGAGGGGAUAUCAGUAGGUGCUAUACUUUCUGACUAUCAGCGUGUUCGAGUAGAAAAUGUGUGUAAAAGGCUUAGUCUCCAACCUUUAGCUUACCUCUGGCAGAGAAACCAGGAAGAUUUGCUUCGAGAGAUGAUAUCAUCUAACAUUCAAGCAAUAAUUAUCAAAGUAGCAGCUUUUGGUUUAGAUCCAGAUAAGCAUCUUGGAAAAACCCUAGAUCAAAUGGAACCUUAUCUUUUAGAGCUUUCUAAGAAGUAUGGAGUCCAUGUUUGUGGAGAAGGUGGAGAGUAUGAAACAUUCACUUUGGAUUGCCCUCUAUUUAAGAAGAAAAUAAUUGUGGAUAAAUCGGAAGUCGUCAUACAUUCAGCAGAUGCAUUUGCACCUGUGGCUUAUCUACGCUUUUUAGAAUUGCACUUGGAAGACAAGGUAUCCCCAGUGCCUGAAAAUCACAGGACAUCUAAUUAUAUACAUAAUUCUUGAAAAGCAUUUUUGAACAUUGUUCGCUAAGCUAUGACUUCUGUAAAAUAAAAUAAUUGCAUGGCAUCAUCUCUAUUAUAAUAACCAGCUUUUUCUCAUACCCUUUUUCUUAAUUGAUUUCUUAGAAGAAUAUACCUUUGCAAAAGAAGUUAACAGAAUCAUUGGUUCAUUGAGGAAAUGUCAAUGGCUUAUUCAUUGACUUUACUAACUUCCUCAGGAUUCGCUCUUUGUCUUUUGUUUAUACAUCCUCCCUUUUACCUCUAUAUAAUAUGUGUCUUUUGUUUUCCCUUUUACAUUUACAAGCCUCAUUUCUAUAACAUUACUUUCACAAUACUGGUCUAUUUUCUUUCUCAUGUUCUUGUUCUCAUAUCUGCCAAUAAUAUCAUCAUGCUGCAGAGGCAUUUGAAAACAAAGAAAGAAAGUGAUCUGUUCAUUUAGCCAAUCAAGAUAAUUCUCCUGUCACCAAAGUGCUGUAUCAUUUUCUGUUUGGAGUAUAUUCAUGGUUCAAGUGUUACAACAUAGCCCAACCUCUGUGGCUCAGUUGGUAGCAUACUGAACAACAGUGGUAGAAACCACAUGGCCUACUGUGGGUUUGGAUAUGCAGCCCUGUCAGCCUGAAACACACCAAGCAUGCAUGUGUUCACCCAAGAUCCUGAAAGCCGGAGGGCUGCAGUAAGGCGAUCGUAGCCUGAUCAGACCCUGUUGAGGGUAUCCCAUUUUCUUUCUCUCUCUAACCAGUCUGUACACUCUCUAUCAUAAAUAAAAUAAAUAGUAAACUUAAGUAAAUUAAAAGUAUUCCAGUAAUAUUGAACAAUUAGGAAAAAUAUUAUUAACUUUUGCUGGUUACUUUAUAACUGAUUUUUAAAAAAUGCAAUUUUUCAGUAUUACCUGUACUGACCUUAGACAA
Molecule: messenger RNA, 1727 nt
Organism: Tupaia belangeri chinensis (Chinese tree shrew)
Lineage: Eukaryota; Metazoa; Chordata; Mammalia; Scandentia; Tupaiidae
Gene: DPH6
Product: diphthamine biosynthesis 6
Exons: 9
Coding region: 20-823 (267 amino acids)
Biological process (GO): protein histidyl modification to diphthamide
Molecular function (GO): diphthine-ammonia ligase activity
Source: RefSeq, a predicted model, not a curated record